CACAAAAGGAACAUUAAAGUUAAAAUUGUUUGGGGCAAAAUAUUACUUGCAUGGAUUGAACCAAAACAACUCUUCUAUCAACAAAAUGGUGUCACUCUUUCAAAUUCCUAACUAGUUUUGCUAGUGUUAAUCAAAUAUUACAUAUGGCAAAAAUUUUAAUGAGGAGUUCUUCAUGCUGCCAAUGGAAAGGCAAAUAAGCAACCUUGGACAUCAGACCCAUCAUAUUGAUUGGAUAUCAAGCAUGAGUAGUUUUUCCAAGCAUAUAAUUUAUUUUUUGUCAAUACAAAUGAACUAAGACCACCAUUAAUUAGCAACACUAGCCUGUUUAGAUAUAUCUUUCACUGUUCACUUGGCACUGCUAGUCUACUACUACUACUACCCACACAGGUGCUGCUAAAACAAGAAUCCUAUUCAGACAAACACAACCAGUGAUGCAGAUAGCAAAGCGAAGCAAAGGAGAGGAAGGAGGCACUCAUCUUGCAGAGGAAUUUGAAUUGAUGGACAAGUGUGCAGAGAUCCAGGCAUGGAAACAUAUUGCAUUUACUUCUCAUUAAAAUUCUCACCUACACAUGCCUCCAACCAGGAACUAAAAUUUAUUGCAUUCAAUGCUCCCAUCCGCAUUACCUCUCCUUCUCUGUACGUGUUUCAGCUUGUUUCUUUCCAGCUUACCCCCUGUGAUGUUGCCCACAGCAAAGCUCCAGACCAAAGAGCAGGAUGAGCCACCAAGGGAACUAACUGCUCAUGGGGUAGGUUCCCUUCUCACCAGCUUCUUUCUCCACUGCCUCGUUAUUGCGAGUCUUUUGUGAAGGGGGAGAAGUUAUUUUGCGUGGAGUUGAAUGCAAGGAAAGCUGAGGUUUUGUGCUGGUUGUGGAUGCACCGCACGGCUUCCUUCCAUUUUUUGGCUCAGACCGUUCAUAGAUUCUCAGUGGGUUUCUGGGUAAAAGGCUUCAUCUUGCAAGUUAUCUUCCCAUCACAAGUUCCAGAUUCCAGUGUAAUUCUCACUCUGCAAAUGAUUCAAAGCUGUUCUGGUCAUCCUUUUGGGUGAUAAAGGCUUGAUUUUUGGUAAGGUAGAGCGGAGCGUGAGAAAGAUGAACAGCGUUAGGCCUGGAUUUCUCGUUCAAGCUGCAGUUUUGGUGAUCGUUUGUGGCUCAAUUUAUGUGGGGGUCUCCGGCCUCGGAUCAAUGUCCUCCAUCGCUGUCUCUUACGGUGAGAAUGGACCGGUCUUCUGUGGUCUAAGCUCAGAUGGGUCUCACAUGGUCUCCUGCUUCGGUGCUGAUGCUUCCAUAGUCUAUGGUGCUCCUAUUAGGCUCCCCCUCCUGGGUCUCACGGCCGGUGAUGGAUUCGUCUGUGGGCUCCUUUUGGAUGCCUACCAACCCUACUGCUGGGGGAGCAACAUCUACGUCAAGAUGGGGGUGCCGCAGCCCAUGGUGGAAGGCGCGGCCUACUCGGAGAUCAGCGCCGGUGAUGACCACCUCUGUGCCCUCCGCAGGCCGAGCAAAGGAGAGCAAAGAGGCGUCUCCUUGAUUGACUGCUGGGGCUACAACAUGACCGCCUCCCACGAGUUCAGUGGCCCCAUUGUGUCGAUCACUGCCGGCUCGGUGUUCAACUGUGGGAUGUUUGCCGGCAACCGGACGGCCUUCUGCUGGGGCGACGAGACCGGGAGCAGCGUCAUCAGCCUCACUCCGAGGAACCUGAGGUUCCGAUCCAUUUCGGCUGGUGGAUUCCAUGUCUGCGGGGUUCUGCAGAACUCCCAGGUCUUCUGCUGGGGAAGGAGCUUGGAAAUGCAGCAGUCUUCUUCGGACAUCUUAGGCCAGGGAGAUGUCAACAUGGUUCCCAUGGAUCCCAUGGUGUCGGUCGCCGGCGGCAGGUUCCAUGCUUGCGGCAUCAAGAGCUUAGAUCGCAAGGUGGUGUGCUGGGGCUUCAAGCUUCAGAACAGCGUGCCCCCACCCAAGGAUACGAGGGUGUACGAGCUCGCAGCAGGGGACUACUUCACCUGCGGUGUGAUUGCGGAGGCGUCACUUCGGCCGCAGUGUUGGGGCACAGGCGGCCCCUGGUCGAUACCGAUGGCGGUCUCCCCUGGGAUCUGCGCCUCCAAUCCUUGCGGCCCGGGAUACUACGAGUUCAUCCAUGCAAGCUUGGGGGGCAAAGUCUGCAAGCCAGCGAAUUCCAGAGUUUGCUUGCCGUGCAGCGUCGGCUGUCCCGAAGGGACGUAUCAGUCUACGCCCUGCAACUCGACGUCCGACCGUGGUUGUGAGUUCAACUGUUCCAGCUGUGCCUCAGCGGAUUGCUCCUCCUCCUGCUCGUCAGAGCAGAGGCCCCGGAGCCACGGGCUGCUUUCUCUCCAGAUGCCGAUCUUCGUCGCGGAGCUCGCCUUCGCCAUCGUCUUCGCGAGCUCGGUAUCUUUGGUCGCGUGCCUCUGCGUUCGCCGCCGGCUACGGAGCUGCUCGUGUUCGGAGCCUGACCUGACUGCGUUGAAGACCAGGGCAUACUCGUUCCACAAGGAGCCGGUGAAGGUGCGACCGGACCUGGAGGAGCUAAAGAUUAGGAGAGCACAGAUGUUCACCUACGAAGAGCUGGAGAAGGCGACCGGUGGAUUCGGCGAGGAAUCCCUCGUGGGGAAGGGCAGCUUCUCGUGUGUCUUCAAAGGGGUGUUGAGAGAUGGGACGGUGGUUGCAGUGAAGAGAGCCACCAAAGCGUCGGACGUGAAGAAGAACACCAAGGAAUUCCACACCGAGCUCGACCUGCUCUCCAGGCUGAACCACGCGCACUUGCUCAACCUUCUUGGGUACUGCGAGGAAGGUGGCGAGAGGCUGCUGGUGUACGAGUUCAUGGCCCAUGGAUCCUUGUACCAGCACCUUCAUGGCAAGGAUGCAAGCCUGAAACGGCGGCUGGACUGGGUUCGCAGGGUCACCAUUGCCGUCCAAGCUGCGAGGGGGAUCGAAUACCUGCAUGGGUACGCUUGCCCGCCUGUGAUCCACAGGGACAUCAAGUCGUCCAACAUUCUCAUCGACGAGGAGCACAACGCUCGAGUUGCAGAUUUUGGUCUGUCCUUGUUGGGGCCGGCGGACAGCAGUUCGCCCUUGUCCGAGCCUCCGGCCGGUACUCUUGGCUACCUCGACCCCGAAUACUACAGGCUUCAUUACUUGACCACCAAAUCGGAUGUGUACAGCUUCGGGGUUCUGCUUCUGGAGAUCUUGAGCGGUAGAAAGGCGAUCGACAUGCAGUUCGAAGAAGGAAACAUCGUGGAAUGGGCGGUUCCGCUGAUCAAGGCUGGUGACGUUUCGGCCAUCCUGGAUCCGGCGCUGAAACCUCCUGCCGAACCGGAGGCUCUGAAGAAGAUCGCCGCCACGGCGUGCAAGUGCGUCAGGAUGCGGGGGAAGGACCGGCCGUCGAUGGACAAGGUGACGACGGCCUUGGAGAGAGCUCUGGCGCUGCUGAUGGGCAGCCCAUGCAACGAGCAGCCGAUAUUGCCGACGGAGGUGGUCUUGGGGAGCAGUCGGCUGCACAAGAGGGGAUCACAGAGGUCUUCGAACCAGUCGUGCUCGGAGAACGACACAACCGACGCCGACGACCAGUUGUUGGAGUACAGAGCACCUUCAUGGAUCACGUUCCCCAGCGUGACCUCGUCGCAGAGGAGAUCGGAAGGCGACGCCACGGAAGGGAAGAACUCGGAGGGGAGGAGUCUGGGAAACGGAGGAGCGGGGGAUGGCUUGAGGUGCUUGGAGGAAGAGAUCGGACCAGCAUCACCACAGCAGGAUCUGUUCCUGCAGCACAACUUCUGAUUGCAGUCGAAUGAAUUAUUUUUCGAGUCGACGUUGUUCGUCGUCUUCUUAUCGGAUUGUCUUUCUUCGGAUCGAGAGGUGCACUUGUUCUCGGCUCUCAUGCGUGCAUUCUUGUGUUGUCGUCUCCGAACGCAUUGUGUAGUGCAGCUAUUUAACACCAUGACGAACAAUGACGUUCUCAAUUUGAGAUAUUA
This is a messenger RNA of Musa acuminata AAA Group (dessert banana), 3976 nucleotides long. Its product is annotated as serine/threonine-protein kinase-like protein CR4. The transcript is spliced from 2 exons. The record is from RefSeq and is a predicted model, not a curated record. Bases 1089 to 3782 code for a protein of 897 amino acids. Gene Ontology annotation, molecular function: protein kinase activity; ATP binding; protein binding. Gene Ontology annotation, biological process: protein phosphorylation. Lineage: Eukaryota; Viridiplantae; Streptophyta; Magnoliopsida; Zingiberales; Musaceae.